Cantharellus anzutake is the source of this 1657-nucleotide messenger RNA. RefSeq lists its product as uncharacterized. The coding region runs from base 219 to 1349 and encodes 376 amino acids. The transcript has 9 exons. Gene Ontology annotation, biological process: tRNA processing. Gene Ontology annotation, molecular function: tRNA dihydrouridine synthase activity; flavin adenine dinucleotide binding. The record is from RefSeq and is a predicted model, not a curated record. NCBI's taxonomy places the organism in Eukaryota, Fungi, Basidiomycota, Agaricomycetes, Cantharellales, Hydnaceae.
AUGCAGCUAUUGACAUUUCAAUAUCUAGGCCUUUUCACUGUGGGAAGUCUCCCCGUCAGGUUCUACGGUGUAGACUGUUCAACGGAACUCUCACACACUGUUUAUGAGUGCACCACGCAUAGAAUGAAAUUUUACAUCCUGUGCUUGAGCGAAACCACAGGGAACUUGCCAUUUCUCUGAACUUUGAUGUCGCAGUGAACGUGGUUUCAACCGCAGUCAUGUCGUCGGGAAAUGGGAUCGAUAUUGUUUCAGACGGAUUCAACGAGAUCGUUGAAGUCCUACCUCCACAAGAGAUGCUCGUUCAGCUCGAUGGUAUCAAUGUGGCGGCUCCGAUGGUUCGAUUCUCAAAACUACCCUAUCGUCACCUCGUCUCAUUAUAUAACACUCAUAUAACGUACACGCCAAUGAUCCUCGCACAAGAAUUCUCUCGGUCAGCAAUAGGACGUCAGUCUGACUUUACUACUAGCAUGUGGGAACGUGGUGUCUUCGAUGUGCCUGAGAGGCAAUUCUCCCCCAAAUCUCCCCCUCCCGAAGCCCCGAGUCCAGCCAAUCUUCAUUUCCCCGACGAAUCGAAAGCAAUGCUUAAUUCGCCAAAACCACUCGCCGAGAAUCCAACGUGUAUGAAAGAUGGUAUCGACCUAAACCUCGGCUGUCCACAAAAAUGGGCUUACGCUGAAAAAAUUGGCUCAUACCUCCUUCGAGAACCCAACACCGUCCGAGAGCUUAUUCGUUCUGCCAGAGACCGUACAGGGUGGAAUACACCCAUUAGCAUCAAGAUCCGACUUGAUACAGAGUUGAAAAGGACAGAACAAUUAGUCAAGACGGCUAUACAAGCCGGUGCAAGUUUCAUAACGGUCCAUGGGAGAACACGACAUCAACCUUCGACACACACCGUGGAUCUCGACGGUAUUCGUUUCGCUAGGGAAUGCGCGCGCGAAGAAGUGCCCGUUAUAGCCAAUGGAGACGCAUGGAGCCACACAGAGAGCGAGGCGAUUCGGCGCAAGACAGGGGUUCGAGGUGUCAUGAGUGGUAGGGGAUUGCUUGCCAAUCCCGCCCUGUUCGCAGGAUACGACAGGACACCCAUUCAUGCUGUCACUAAUUUCGUCCACCUCAGCACCAAAUAUGGUGUCCUUCCAUUCCCACUCUUCCAUCGACAUUUAGGAUUCAUGCUUGAAGAGCGAUUCGCUUCUCGUGCUGAACGUAGCUAUUUCCUGAGUGACCUUGUUAGUUAUGCAGGAGUAAUAGAUUGGUUGGAAGAGAAGGGGGUAAUGUUGGAUUCUUGUUCGGAUGAUCAUCUCUGGUCGCAGGAGCGGAUUGUGGAUCCUGCCAGUAAGGUAGGGUUAGUAUAGUGGUGGCGAUUUAAGGUAGGGUCAAUUGGUCUUUGGGUCAAUAUAUGCCGGACAGACUCGUUAUGUGAUGCACGUGUGGGGCUUCAUUGAGGAGCAGAUAUUCCUGUUCACGUCAUCGUUUAUGCCAAAUUGGUUCACUUGUGGGCGCAACGCCCUGCUGGUCAUGCCGCACCGCAACCGAAUAUUUAUCGCCGCGAUUCAUGCAUAGCCAUGGCGACCUCGUUUUCUAUUUACCGCUAACAAAGCCAACGUUCCAGGGAGAUCCAGUCCGUGAUUGGUGAAUUAGAUUCGAAUUGAAAAUCGGCAGA